CCUAACAUUAUUCAACUAUCACAAAAAUGGCAGUGUCAUUAUCCAGAAAAAGAUCCAAAUUAUCAAGAAAACAAUCUUGUUCUACCUUAACAAUUCUAUACAGCUUCAUAAGUAGAAUUUCAGCUUUAAUCUUUUUCUUAAUCCUUAUUUACAUGUGGUCUUCUUUCUCCACAGUUAUAACAGGAAACAUUAUUCAUGUUUGUUUUUCCACAAGAAAACUCAAUAAUAGCUUCUAUUGUGUUUCAGCAGCCACUCAUACAAAUCCCUCUUUUGAAAUCCCAAAUUAUUCCUUAAAUUCCGUAAACAACAAUACUAUUAGCACCUCCAUUAUUACUACUACAGAAAAAAUUGAGGCUAGUAAUAGUAAUAAUGCAACUCAAGAACUUGGAAAGUUUCCAAUUAGUACUCCAUAUAAUGAAGAGGUUGAAAAUGCUGUUAAGAUCAUUGAGGAACACUUGAAGGUUCAUCGAUCGUGGAGGUCGGAUAGUAAAAACAAUGCAACUUGUGAAGAUGGUAAAGGAAUAUAUGUGUAUGAUUUGCCAUCUAAGUUUAACAAGGAUUUGGUUGGUCAAUGCAGUGACAUGCUUCCAUGGCAAGAUUUUUGUAGAUAUAUCAGUAAUGAAGGGUUUGGUGAACCGAUAUCAAAACUUGGUAAAGGUUGGUAUAAAACUCAUCAAUAUUCACUUGAACUUAUUUUUCAUUCAAAGGUGUUGAAACAUCCAUGUAGGGUUUAUAACGAAAAUGAUGCAAAACUAUUCUAUGUUCCAUUCUAUGGUGGACUUGAUGUGUUGAGAUGGCAUUUCAAUAAUGUUUCAAAUGAUGUUAAAGAUAGUUUGGGUUUGGAAUUAGUUAAGUGGCUUGAGAGACAAGUUACAUGGAAAAGGAAUUUAGGUAAGGAUCAUGUUUUUGUUUUAGGGAAAAUUUCUUGGGAUUUUAGAAGGACUAGUGAUUCUCCUUGGGGUACUAGAUUGUUAGAGCUUGAAAAUUUGCAAAAUCCGAUUAAGUUAUUGAUCGAACGCCAACCAUGGCAUUUGAACGACGUUGGAAUUCCUCAUCCGACUUAUUUUCAUCCAAAAUCAGACAAUGAUAUAAUCGAUUGGCAGCUGAAAAUCAUAAGGUCGAACCGAAAGAACCUUGUGAGUUUUGCUGGCGCGGCACGUGAUGACGCGGAUGACAACAUAAGGUCGAUAUUAAUCGACCAAUGCACUUCGAAAAUUGACAGUAAAUGCAAGUUUCUGAACUGCAGUUCUGUUAAAUGUUAUGAACCAGAAUCAAUUAUAGAACUUUUUGUCGAGUCUGAGUUCUGCCUACAGCCACCGGGGGAUAGUCCAACUAGAAAAUCAGUUUUUGAUUCGCUGAUAUCAGGUUGUAUUCCGGUUCUUUUCGAUCCUUUCACAGCUUAUUAUCAAUAUCCUUGGCAUUUGCCAGAGGAUUAUGAUAAGUAUUCUGUGUUUUUGGACAAAAAAGAGGUUAGAGAAAUGAAUGUGAAUGUUGUGGAGAGACUUGGAAAUAUUUCAAUGAGAGAGAGGGAAAACAUGAGGAGGUAUAUAGUAUAUGAAUUAUUGCCUGGACUAGUAUAUGGUGAUCAUAAUGCUGAGCUUGAAAAGUUUCAGGAUGCAUUUGCUAUUAUUAUCAAUAAUCUUCUUGAAAGGGUUAGCAAAUUCAAGGAUUAA
Messenger RNA from Trifolium pratense (red clover), 1673 nucleotides. Its product is annotated as probable xyloglucan galactosyltransferase GT20. The transcript has a single exon. The record is from RefSeq and is a predicted model, not a curated record. The coding region runs from base 27 to 1673 and encodes 548 amino acids. Lineage: Eukaryota; Viridiplantae; Streptophyta; Magnoliopsida; Fabales; Fabaceae. Gene Ontology annotation, molecular function: glycosyltransferase activity.